AUGACUCCUGCCCUCUCAGUUCUGCUGUACCUUGGACUGUGUCUGUGCAAGAGGACAAGGACCCAGGCAGCAGAAAGACUUCCCAAACCCUCCCUCAGGGCAAAGAAUGGCUCUUUGGUUCCCCAAGGUGAAACUGUGACCCUCAGGUGCAGGGCAUCAUGGGAGGCAGAAGAUUGGUGGCUGGAGAAAAACAGAGGAUCUGGAUGGUCACCAAUCAAAACUGUGAGAAAAGCUGGAAAUGAGGGUGAGUUUUCCCUCCCAUCCAUAACAGCAUAUGAUGCAGGGAAUUACCGAUGCCUCUACAGACAUUCAUCCUAUGGGUGGUCAGAGCUCAGUGACCCCCUCGAGCUGAUGGUGACAGGCCUCUAUGACCAGCCCUCCCUGGCAGCCCUGCCCAGCUCUGAGGUGGCCCCAGGACAGAACGUGACCCUGCAGUGUCAAUCAGAGCUAUACUACGACUGGUGUGUCCUGUACAAGGAUGGAGAAAAGAUCAGCCACAGCAGGAUGCAGAGCCAUGGAAGGGGGCAUCAGGCUGACUUCUUCUUCCCUGCUGUGAAUCUGACCCACGAUGGCACUUACCGAUGCUACAGCUUUUAUAGUUCUUCCCCCCAUCUGUGGUCCUCCCCCAGCGCCCCCCUGGUGCUCAGGGUCUCAGUGACCUUCUCUCCAAGCCCUGAAUCUGAGAACAGGCUCUCAGAUGCUGCUACCCUGGAUUACACUGUGGGCAAUCUGGUCCGCCUCAUCUUGGCUGGGCUGGUCCUCGUCCUCCUGGGGGUCCUGCUGGCUGAGCACUGGAGAAGUUCCAGGGGUCAACUUAUCCAGGGAGUCCUUAGCUGA
Gracilinanus agilis (Agile Gracile Mouse Opossum) is the source of this 837-nucleotide messenger RNA. RefSeq names its product leukocyte immunoglobulin-like receptor subfamily A member 2. Bases 1 to 837 code for a protein of 278 amino acids. The transcript has 6 exons. The record is from RefSeq and is a predicted model, not a curated record. Lineage: Eukaryota; Metazoa; Chordata; Mammalia; Didelphimorphia; Didelphidae.